AUUCAUUUCAUAUAAUUUUGUAGAUAUCCGGGAAGAUUUCUGACGGAAACUAGACUAAUUCUUGUCCAAUGUCAGAAGCCGGCGAUCGACUAGGAACGGCUUUCGUUGGGGUGAGCUUGUGGAUAGCUAUAACUUUUGUAUAGAAACCCUACCGCGUUGUGGAUGGGGAGACAUUAAGCUUGAAUAAGGUGAUGAUGAUGUGGAGCCGAUAUGGAGACAUUACCCCAUUCAAUCCCUUGCUUUCGGGGUUCUGAUCAUAAGUGGGAACCAAUCAAGGUGCUUUCAAAUGAGAGGUGAUGCGUCAGACAUAUGGAUGCUGUGUGGGGGGAUUUCAUGGAUUAGAUGGCGAUGCCGAGAACUGGCUGAUCCAUAAACCAGACACGACACGUCCGCGUCGAUGAUCAUUCUCCGUGGCAUGCUCUCAUUCCACAACGUUUUCAGCAUCUAAAUGUUGCCUCUUCUUCUGUUUCUCUCUGCCUUUGGCGCGGCUACAGUCACUAUCCAUGACCCCGGUGACUUUGCUGAUCUUGUCGCUGGUGCAGCCGAUGAUGCUCUUACAGCGGACUGGGACUAUACCCCAACCACCUACCAGGUUGAUGCUAUCACCGGGGCAUAUGAAUACUCCAGUACAACGGAGAACCUCUCCCAUGAGAUCAUAGCAGUCUCCGCCAACGACACCAGCGUCCUUGUCAUCACGGAAAGCUCCGAAGUGAAUGUCUCCUAUUCAACCAUCAUCAAGCACGGAUACUCGAGCGAUCUGUAUCAGGCCAGCUUCUUCGGUUCGAAUGCUGCCAUCAACGUUGCCAAUGAGUCUGUAGCGUACUUUGACCAUGUCAACGUGACGGUUCACAAUGGAGCAGCCAAAGUCUACUCCUACGGCAACAACACAUAUGUGUCCAUCUCAGACUCGACCCUGUACAGCUCCGGCCCUGUUUCGCACGGCCUAUAUGCGGCCGGCUAUGGCACUGUCGUCGGCAGGAAUCUGGAACAUUACUCUGGCGCCUACCGAUCUUCCUCUUUUGCGGGUGACAGUCCCCGGGGCUAUGUGUAUGUGUACGACUCGGUCGCCCAUACAGCCGGCAUCGGCAGUGCCAUUAUCUAUGGCCAAGGCACGGUCUAUGCCGAGAACAUCAUUGGGUAUGCAGAGAAAGCCCCCAUUGCGUUCUUGGACACGGCCCAGAUUGACAUUCACGAUUCCGAUCUCACCGCGGGCCUGCUGGCGGGUGCAGUUAUUUUCUCGUCUGGGACCCGAGGAUCAGGGUCCGAGAUCAACUUUACCAACACUCGUUUGACGGUCCUCCCCGACACCGCGGCAGCGCUCUGGUUCGGCAAUGUCAUCGCCAGCUCCCACAUUGCGAGCACCACCAUCAACACCACGUCCGGGAUCCUGGUCAUUGCCAAUCACUCGCAGGUCACGCAGGACUUUAGCUAUUUUGCGGAUUCCACGGCUGCUGCGGAGGCUACCAUCACGGUAUCUGAGUCAGAUAUGACCGGGGACCUCGUGGCGUACAAUGGCAGUAGUAUCAGCUGGUCGUUGACGGAGUACUCCUCGUUGACAGGAACCGCGUACUCUGGCUAUGGCACGUCGUUCUUUGCCGUGUCGCUGGAUGCGACUUCCACGUGGAUCUUGACAAACGACACCGUGGUCAAUAACUUGAUGGACUCGGACACGACGCUGAGCAAUGUGAAUAGUGCGGGAUACCCGUUGUACUAUGAUUCCAGCGCGUCGUCAAAUGGAUGGCUGAACGGGACGACCAAGAAGAUCACUGGCGGGGGGUACGUAAAGCCAGCGACGAAAGCGUAACUGACAUGAUGCAUGGCACAUCAGCGCUCUUGGGAUAAGAAUCAUCUUCGGGCUUCUUUCACACAUCUUGUGCCUGAUAUGGUGGAGACGCGUAGGGUGACAAUCGCGAUGCAUGGUGUUUGAUGAUCGGGCAGGCUGGACAAACAGCUUGGGAUGGGUUGGUGAUAGUAAUGCCAUUGCCUAUUCUGCUGAGAGCAAAUUCACAGACUUUGUAUCCCCAAAGAAACCUUUUCUCUUGUUGUUGGGCUCAAAGGGAA
This is a messenger RNA of Aspergillus sclerotioniger CBS 115572, 2061 nucleotides long. RefSeq lists its product as uncharacterized. The transcript has a single exon. The record is from RefSeq and is a predicted model, not a curated record. Lineage: Eukaryota; Fungi; Ascomycota; Eurotiomycetes; Eurotiales; Aspergillaceae. Bases 449 to 1804 code for a protein of 451 amino acids.